Messenger RNA from Epithele typhae, 912 nucleotides. RefSeq lists its product as uncharacterized. The coding region runs from base 1 to 912 and encodes 303 amino acids. The record is from RefSeq and is a predicted model, not a curated record. The transcript has 4 exons. NCBI's taxonomy places the organism in Eukaryota, Fungi, Basidiomycota, Agaricomycetes, Polyporales, Epitheliaceae.
AUGUCCUGGCGCGGCUCCCUCCGCACGCCUCUCGCCCCCUUCUCAGCCUCUCGAGCCCGCGCAUUACCCGUACCUGUGUCUUCCGUCAACCGCGUCGUCUCGCGCGCCGCCGCUGCGCUGCAAGCUGCGCGUGUUCAUACCGACUUCGAGUCGUCCACGCGCCCUUCGGCCCUUCCGUCCGUGCUCAGUGUCUCGCGGUCCCUUCCAGAUCCUCCGCAGGGCUCAUCUUCGAAUCGGGAGGGCGAACUGUCUGACCAGGAAUGGGAAAUACGUACAGGACGCGCGAUUUAUAUCCUCCAGCAGACCCUCCCCGACUUCUUCACCACUGGUCUCAUCUCAUCCCUCGACGAAACCACGCCUGACGGCAAGGACACCUCGAUCUACAGCCCUAGCGUCCGUCUUGAGUACACUCCCCCUACUCCCUUCCCUCCCCCCUUCCCUCACACGCUGCACGUAGAAGGUCGCCCGUUGUACAUCGGCUCUUCGCUCUUCGUCAAGCACACCCUCAAUGCCCUGUACACAGACCUCCACGUAGAACUCCAGCGCGUGCGCGUCCACGGCCAACGUCCGCCCACGAGUCUCCGUCACGGUUCGUCCAGCAUCCAGGACGCCCCGCUCCGCUCCCAGACACGCAGCACGCGCGAGAAGAGCCUCUUCGUCGGACUCGUCGUCCGCGGCAUUAACCGGGUCAGCGCCGCUGAAGACGGCUGGGAAAUCAACUCAACGUACACCUUCUCUCCCACCACCGGGUUCAUCCACAUCCACCGGAUUGAGUCCAUCUUACCCGAGCCGCACCAAGCGUUCUUCAGCGCCCUCCAGGCCGCGCUGCACAAAAUCGGACUACGUAGCGGUUCGCAAGGCGCGGGACCGUCAACCACCCAGACUCGGUCUCUCCCUUCAAGUCGCAUAUGA